This is a messenger RNA of Fulvia fulva, 1731 nucleotides long. RefSeq lists its product as uncharacterized. The transcript has a single exon. Gene Ontology annotation, molecular function: alpha-(1->6)-fucosyltransferase activity. The record is from RefSeq and is a predicted model, not a curated record. The coding region runs from base 1 to 1731 and encodes 576 amino acids. Lineage: Eukaryota; Fungi; Ascomycota; Dothideomycetes; Mycosphaerellales; Mycosphaerellaceae. Gene Ontology annotation, biological process: protein N-linked glycosylation.
AUGAGGACAACAGCAGCCAACAUGCGGGAUCGCACAAACACCAACUUGUCUGUAUCCUCUACAUCCAGCAGGAGCAGUCUGAACGAGAAGGACUACCUGGACUCACUACCACCAUCGCCGACGCUACCUGGCCCCAUUACGAAGGAGAAUAGACCACGACCUCUAUGUCGUCGACAGACAGCAAUGCGGAUACUGCUGGCAGCCUUAUGCGCACUUCUCUUCACCUGGCGAUACAUCCUUGGGUGGCCAGCCGCUUCGUACAUACCAACUUCACCUAUACCCGACCAGGUCGAUGACCAAGAGCCCCAGCUUAUUGCUGGCGACAACCUCCCUGAUGAGCCGGCCGCAUUCAUCGUCACAGACUCGCAUGGCUCAUCAAAGUGGACCAUCUCGAUACCGCACAAUGCCCUAUUUCCUUUGCCUAGCUACCAAUACAAAGACAUAUGUACAGAAGGCACUGGGUUACAACGCACAAUCAGCACAACCAUUAGGCCUCAUGGCAGGCGGCAUUGGUGGCGGGAGCAUUUUCGGACCACCAGCGACCACACAUUCCUGGAUGUCGCCGAUGCUGAGCACGCUGGCGCACUGUCUCCUCCUGGAGACACAUUUGCAGAUACCUGCCAAAGCAGCUUGACCUUCGUACUUGAAUCAGAUGAGGCAAGCUUCGGAAAGUCGCUGCUGCUGCUAUGGAUGAGUUACGGCCUCGCCAGACACGAAGGAAGAGCGUUCUUUCUUGACGACACUCGUUGGGCAUGGGGUUCGUAUACAUCGUACUUCGCAGCGCCACCAAUGCCGAAGUGUUCGCCACCACCAACACACCAAAGAGUACCAUGCCCACGAACCGCCAAACAUCUCGUGGUGUCAGCUGCUACCGCAGGAUGGACGUUUGGGUCCGCGUUUCAGCAAGAGUUUCAGGUGGCGCGGAAGCACGGAUUGGAGGCACAGUCGCGAGUGUACGACCUGGCACGCAGCGGUUUCAAAGCGCUGUUCAAGCUUACAGGAGAAGACUCGCUGUACGCGGCUUCGCGCAUUGCCAAGCUCAAGGACGAUGCCGCCGCUCACGGAGGUUCAAUGGUGGGCAUGCAGAUUCGACGUGGUGACCUACACCCUUUCGAGUAUCAGUAUAGCCGCGAUUAUCUGCCGCUGGAACGGUAUGCACGUGGCGCGAGGUCGCUCUCGCGAACACUGUUGGGCGGAGACGAAGCACUCGACGACUUCUCCUCGAUCGUGGAGUAUGUGAAGUCGCCCUUGAUCUUGAGCUCGGAUGAUCCCGAUAUCAUGGACUCGUCGGAGUUGUUAGAGGCUGCAGCACCUCUCAGUGUCCAGCCCGCGCAGGAACGCAUCCAACUGGCCACAAAGAAGCGACUCGACAAGACCUCUCCGGUGGCACCUCUUCGAGAUGGACCGUAUGUGAAGCACGUGGAGGAGAAUAUCGGCUGGGAGGGUGGAUUCUACAGCGCACUGUUCUACUCAUUGGGUGGCGCCAAGAGGGCAGCAUCGACGGACUACAAAGUCAACAUUCCGGAGCAAACACUAAGAUUGCGACAGCUCGUAGGCCGUGCUUAUCUGCUCGAUCUCACGGUCGUCAGUGAGAGCGAUGGCGUUGUCUGUGCCAUCAGCAGUGCCAGCUGCAGAGCACUUGGCGUCAUGAUGGGCUGGGACGCAAUGACGGGUGGCAGGUGGAUGAAUGUGGACGAUGGGAGGGCGUGGUCGUGGACUGGCCAGCGUUGA